AUGUGGCCAAAGAGAUCAAACUGCUCUUCCGCGGUCUUUCCGAAUUCCACUAAAAAUAAGCGUGUAUCUGGUGUGAAUGACAUUGAGACUGGUCGUGUAGAUAUCCCCAACGAUCCAGAUGCAAUCAUCGCAUACGUCAAAAGAACUCCGGAAGCGAAGAAUGUUGACGAUGCUAUGGAUUUGCUAAUGGAUAAUCUGAGCGAAGUCAGCCUAAACACCAAGGAUCUUUUCCAAAUCGCAUCCACAGCAGUCAAGAACGAUGUCGCGAAGACCUGGUCUGAGGCCUACAUUCUGCUUGAAAGCAAUUUCGCCACCAACUUCGCCGCCGCAGCAAAGAAACUCGCCAACGGCGGUCUCUCCAUGGAUUUCAAGAUUCUGACUGCCGAUGCUGACCCCAACAAAGGCUUCCAAAAUCAAGAUCAACAAUCGUGCUAG
Molecule: messenger RNA, 435 nt
Organism: Cylicocyclus nassatus
Lineage: Eukaryota; Metazoa; Nematoda; Chromadorea; Rhabditida; Strongylidae
Source: the annotation of a GenBank genome assembly